Messenger RNA from Vitrella brassicaformis, 1641 nucleotides. The record is from the annotation of a GenBank genome assembly. NCBI's taxonomy places the organism in Eukaryota, Vitrellaceae.
CUUUUUCACCGUCAGUGAGGUGGUGGUGUUUGUUCUGUGUGUCUGUUGCAGUGCUUCUCGACGAGCGGGGAAGGGAAGGAUAUGGCGCUUCCUCCCUCCCUGUCGCCCUCGAGCAUUCUGCACUUCUGGUUUGGCAGCAUGUGUGACACUGAGCUGAGGGACCCCUCCCACUGCGGCGUCUUAACGACACGGUCGGGCGCUGCAGCGAUGCAUUGUACCGCCUGAAAGAGGAAGAUGCGUACAGGCAUGCAAUGUGAUGUGUGGCUUGUUGGUUGGUCUGGUGGCAGGGGCUGCUGUUCGUGGGGCUUCAAUCCGCUUCCUAGCUUCGAGAAAGCCCUGCAGGAAUCCGCACACCUCAUUACGUGGGUGGCAAAUUGGGAGGGCAGCCGACCGAGACAGACAGACAGACAGACGCGUGUACCCUUGCGCAUCUAUCGUCUGCUGCAGUGCGGUGAGCAAUGGUGUGGGCGGCGAUGAGUGGACGAGUGCCUUUGGCCUGUUGGCGCAAGUCAUCGUGCUUGACCAGUUCACUCGCAGCAUACACAGAGGUGGGUCAGUCAGCCGACACACAUCAUCUGACUGUCAGACAAAUCAUGUCAUGGCUCGUCUGUGUGUCUUGUGCAUGUGUGCAGGAACGAGAGAGGCGUUUCAGCACGAUGAAAGGGCCGUCGAGCUUUCGCGGCAGGUAGGUACAUCAUCCCUGCCAUGGACCGACCAUUCACUCUGUCAGUCAUUUCAUGGUCUCUUUCGUUCAAUUGCGCAGAUGGUCGACUCUGGUUUGCUGCAUCAGCUCAAGGGAUGGCAGAAACAAUUUGCAGGUGGUCGAGUGAGUGCAAGAGGGAGACGCAUGCCAGCCGGCGUGGCGUGGGGUCGGACCAAAAGUGCUCUGUGUAUGUAUGCCCCCACCCCUCAGUGAUGCCGCUGAUGCACUCGGAGUGUCUCGACGACCAAGACCUACGUAGGCAGGCCAAAGGACAUAGUUGCAUAAUUGUGGCCACGUUGGUGUCUGCUGGUUGUUCAGUGGUGUCGCUGCUCACCGAGUGGUCGAAGAGUGAGCCGCUGUUCAGACGACAAAUCGACUUUGCCAAGGCACACAGGCAUGAUUGCAUGCGACACACGCACACACAUAACGUCAUUCGGGUUUCCAUAAUCGUUUGUGCAGGGAUGUGGUUGGGCGUUUCGGUCGCAGGCCCCAGCGCAACUUCGCGUUGAACCGGGAGUCGACGGCCGAAGAGCUGGCAUGGUUCGUCAGUGACGAGAUGCCGCAGUGGUGCGUCACACAGAUUCCCAAACAGACUUUGGAGAGACUCAAGGCAGACAAGGACAAGGGAAUGCUGAAGUGACGCGACGUUGGUUUGCACUGAUGGACACUUACUUUUUCCGCGCGCCGAUGACACUUGUUCUCGCGCUGAGGGAUGGAUGGAUGGAUGGGCUGAACUGUGCUGUUGGUUUACUCUUUUGAGUACACAAGCGACGCAGAUGGGCAAGCUGCCGGGCGCGGGCGGGUAUGGGUGUGCGUGUGAGUCAGCCUGUGUGGCAAGCGUCCACACACAUAGAGACGCAUGUGUAGUGCAUGUGCUCACCAGCUUACAGCUGUUUGACACUUGAUGUGUGCCUCUCAGUUCACCAAUUCAAUUGAGA